AACCAAGAAGCGUUUUCGGUGCUCCAUAGUUGAGAAAAGAAAGUGAUGAGCAAAUACAGAUCACAGUUAGUGUAGGUUAUUCCUCAAUGGAGGGCGCUGAAAGAAGAGAGGGUACUGAGGAACUGAGGGACUGCAGGCUGAAGGCCUAUGAGGGCUACACCACACAACGACAGCGUUUUUGUAAUUACUCUCACUGCCAGAUGGGGGGUACAGAUAUUUUGCAGCAUUUAAUAAUCCUUUUGCCAAUCUGCAGUGCACCACAUUUUCUCCGUCAGAACAGUGAAGAAGAGGGUGCAUAAGGACUGAAUCUGAACACUCGAAAACUUCAAUGAAACCCAUAAACAACCCGAAAAGAAAAAAGCAGAGUAGAAGAAAAGAGAAGGCUCUCAUGAAUGAACAAAUGAGACAAAGUCGAAUAAGGGGAGAAGAAGGAGAUUGCUGAGUUGGAUAGAUGCGUCUGCAGGGUUGGGAUAGUGGCUGAUGAGGAGGGGGGAGGGAGGGCAGAGCAAAACAGCAGGGCAUUGUGCCUGUACACCAGGCACUGGGAGACACACUCAAACACAUUCACACACUGACACAGUCGUGCACACAAGCGCAUGCCUCUGCCCACUGCCACACAGACUUGCGUUGGCAUCUCGGAGGGCAGCUCCAUCUCCAGUUCAGUCCUGAGUGAAGCUGAUCACCCCUCUCCGCUGCAGUACAAACCUCUAAGACAGAGCCCCUGCUUCGUGCCCUUCCUGUCAACACAACUAAAGGCAUUCACAACUCCAGGCACCAACAACUCACAAGCAGAGCCUCGGUGGACAAACUCUAACCUGUGGAUUGUCUCUGAGGAGAGCAGCACUCUACAUUUGAGGAUACUUUGUCCUUGUCUUGCCCAAGCCGACCUCAUCAACCCAUCAAGCACUGGUCGAAGAUCUAGAAGUGGACCACAACAUUUCUAGAAUCAGAAACUUUCAUAUUUCUCUGUGGGACUACACGUUGGCUUUGUACAGCAUAAACUGAUAUAAGAGCAAGAUAUAUCCAUCUGAUUCAAGCAACACCUUUCACUAUGGCGACCACAGGCAUGCAGUUACUGGGCCUCAUCCUAUCAAUUGUGGGCUGGGUGGGUGGGUUAGUAGUCUGUGCCAUCCCCUUGUGGCGGGUCACUGCCUUCAUUGGUAACAACAUAGUGACGGCUCAAAUCAUAUGGGAAGGCCUGUGGAUGACUUGCAUAGUGCAGAGCACAGGUCAGAUUCAGUGUAAGGUGUAUGAUAGCUUGUUGGCUCUGCCUAGUGACAUGCAGGCUGCCCGAGGUCUCACUGUGUUUUCCAUUUUGCUCUGUGGCCUAGCUCUGGCUCUGGGUGUCCUAGGAGUCAAAUGCACUAAAUGUAUUGGUGUAAACAGCCUCAAGGCCCGUAUUGCUCGCAUUUCCGGCGCUCUUUUUGCCAUCGCAGGGUUUCUUUACCUUGUGCCUGUAUGCUGGACAGCCCAUUCCAUCAUCAGGGAUUUCUAUGAUCCACACGUGGCGGCACCACACAAGCGUGAGCUUGGCCCUGCCCUGUACAUCGGUUGGGGCGCAGCAGCCUUGCUCCUCAUCGGGGGAUCGCUGCUCUAUGCAGGGUCAAGUCCACCUGGCAUCCCAGGCUCUCCAACCUUCAGCAGUGGAGAGAGUAGUCCUCGUAGAGCACCUGCUACACAAGUCAAAGGUUAUGUCUAAGUUCUAAACACCUUCAAAUUCUGCAAAUCCACUCCAAAUGAUGACAAACCUCUGUUUUCUCCUUUUGAAUUUGCUCCUUGUAAUUAUUUUAUAUUUAAUGUUACUCUGAUUUGCUUUUUUCUAUGAAAAGCUUCAGGAGGCUGUUUAGGGAAAAUUGAAUUCCUUUGAUUAUUCACCCUUCAAUAACCCCUGUUUCUGUCAGAAAAGUACAAUAAAAGUUGUAUCCUCUGGGAA
Molecule: messenger RNA, 1933 nt
Organism: Mugil cephalus (flathead mullet)
Lineage: Eukaryota; Metazoa; Chordata; Actinopteri; Mugiliformes; Mugilidae
Gene: cldnk
Product: claudin k
Exons: 2
Coding region: 1052-1699 (215 amino acids)
Biological process (GO): bicellular tight junction assembly; cell adhesion
Cellular component (GO): bicellular tight junction; plasma membrane
Molecular function (GO): structural molecule activity
Source: RefSeq, a predicted model, not a curated record